This is a messenger RNA of Phyllostomus hastatus (greater spear-nosed bat), 6237 nucleotides long. RefSeq names its product pyrimidinergic receptor P2Y4 (gene P2RY4). The coding region runs from base 229 to 1326 and encodes 365 amino acids. The record is from RefSeq and is a predicted model, not a curated record. Gene Ontology annotation, biological process: transepithelial chloride transport; G protein-coupled receptor signaling pathway. Gene Ontology annotation, molecular function: G protein-coupled UTP receptor activity; G protein-coupled purinergic nucleotide receptor activity. Gene Ontology annotation, cellular component: plasma membrane. Lineage: Eukaryota; Metazoa; Chordata; Mammalia; Chiroptera; Phyllostomidae. The transcript is spliced from 3 exons.
GAGUCAGCUGGGCUCAGCUUCAAGGGGACCAGGGACACAGCUGCUGUGACAAACUAGGAGACAAUUAGGGUCUGGGCAUCUUCUCAUAUUGGAGAGUGUUGGUAGGCCUCUACCCUCUUCAGCUAGCCAAGCUCUGAAAGACAGAGUCAGCCACAGAACGAGAACAACCCAAACCACUGCCUGCUACCCACCACUCCCCUGGCUGGACCAAGGGGGCUCAGGGGGACCAUGGCCAGUAUAGAAUCCUCGCUGCUCACAACUCCAGGCCCCAGCUCAGACCCUGGCAACAUUGAGGUGGAGCUGAACUGCCAGUUUGAUGAGGAGUUCAAGUUCAUCCUGCUGCCUGUGAGCUAUGCAGUUGUCUUUGUGCUGGGUCUAGGCCUCAAUGCCCCGACCCUCUGGCUCUUCGUCUUUCACCUCCGACCCUGGGAUGCGACAGCGACCUACAUGUUCCACUUGGCCUUGUCAGACACUUUGUAUGUGCUGUCGCUGCCCACCCUCAUCUACUAUUAUGCGGCCCGCAACCACUGGCCCUUCAGCACUGAGCUCUGCAAGUUCGUCCGCUUCCUCUUCUACUGGAACCUCUACUGCAGCGUCCUUUUCCUCACCUGCAUCAGUGUGCACCGCUACCUGGGCAUCUGCCACCCACUGCGGGCCCUGCGCUGGGGCCGCCCUCGCCUUGCCAGCCUUCUUUGCCUGGCUGUUUGGUUGGUUGUUGCCAGCUGCCUUGUGCCCAACCUGUUCUUUGUCACAACCAGCAUCAACGGAGACACCAUCCUGUGCCAUGACACCACUCGGCCUGAGCAUUUUCACCACUAUGUCUACUUCAGCUCAGUAGUCAUGGGGCUGCUCUUCGGUGUGCCCUGCCUGGUCACUCUUGUCUGCUACGGGCUCAUGGCCCGGCGCCUGUAUCGGCCUUUGCCAGGGGCUGCCCAGUCGUCCUCUCGUCUGCGUACUCUCCGCACCAUUGCAGUGGUGCUGACUGUCUUCGCUGUCUGCUUCGUGCCUUUCCACAUCACCCGCACCAUUUAUUACAUGGCGAGGUUGGUGGACGCUGAUUGCCGGGUGCUGAACAUUGUCAACGUGGUCUACAAAGUGACCCGGCCUCUGGCCAGUGCCAAUAGCUGCCUGGAUCCUGUGCUCUACUUGCUCACUGGGGACAAGUACCGAAGGCAGCUUGGGAUGCUCUGCAGCGGUGGCACCCCACGGCCCCCCAAGGCUUCCUCUUCCCUGGCAUUGGUGUCUCUGCGUGAGGAUAGCAGCUGCAGGUGGACAGCCACCCCCCAAGACAGUAGCUGCCCUACCCCUAGGGAAGAUAGAUUGUAACACUGGAAGCCUGGAAGGGAGAGAAGAGGCGGUGAGUGCAGGGCAGAGGUCCCUAAUGGUCAUACCUUAUAUACCUGCUUCCUCCUCUUUCCAGGCUCUGGUAAGAGACCCUCCCCCUGAGGGUUAGGGGCAGCCAAGAAAAUCACGAGUUACCCCAUCUUUCAUAAAUCCUUCAGGUGCCUCUACUUUUUAGCCAAAGGCAGUAGGUAGCACCCACUCUUUCUCCCCUACUUCUUUCUUUUUGUUUCUGCCCCAUUCCUGGGACCAUUGGUCCUAUUUCUUAAUCCUACAAGGCUUCCUGGAAAGCUUCCCCAGGCCUCCUUCCCCCUCCUUUCCCCGCACAUCCUUGUAGAGCGUGAGUUCUCCACCCAGACCAGAGCAUGCGCCUGGAGCAGUGGAGAAGCUGGGGUAAUCUCAGGACUGGCCUCACUCAUCUGAUGGAGACUGCCAGAAUCGGGAGGCCGGGGAACUGGCAUGUCACAAAUGCUAAGGAUGGGACAUAUGUGACAGCCACACCCACUUCCUGGUUUCCCCCUUGAAGGCAGGAUAACCUGACCUACUGAGAUGCUGAAAUAGGGCACAGUCCCAGAAAGCCCACAUGCCACGGCCCCCACAUGCAGCUGGAGGCAUGGCUCUGUUGACCUGGUGUGUAGCCACUACAUAGAGAGGGAACCCCGAGUCUCACCAUGGCUUGGGGACUCUGAAGAGCCUCGGGGACAGGGUGCAAGCUGAUAAGAGCCUUUGGAACAGGAAUGAGACUGCCCCUCCUUUGUGAUGUUUGCUCAGAGCAUAUUGACAGUUCUGCUGUAUGUAAUGAAAGGAACAGUAAAUGGUUCAGGGUGAAAGGGAGGAGCUUUCACAUGCUGGAUGUAAGUUCCAGCAUCAAGGGGUAGAGCAGGUUUGUACAGAGGUAGUAGGUGGUGACGGGGAUCAACGCCAGAGCUGGUCCUUCACUGGUUGCUCCCUUUUCUCUAGCUCCUGUCCUACAUAAAGAACAAAUCUGUCGCCGGCUCUUUCAGAACAGGCUUUAGGGUGUUGAGGCUAGAGCAGGGCACUGGGACUGGGAUAGGCCCCCUCCGAGUCUCCCAUCGAGUCACCCGCCCCCUCCCAGCUCCAUCUUAGUUCUUACAGGCUUCUGGCUAUGGGGUGUGGUGUGGAACUUGGGGCACUAACUCCCAAGCCUUGGGAAGUAAGAGUUUCUGGGCAGGCCUUUGUGACAAGAGUGGGCUCACUCUUCUAGGCACCCCCUUUCUGAAAUCACCUUCCAGCCCGUUGGCCUCUGGAGUCUUCAGCCUUCUUUUUGUUUUACCCUACCCUUGCUGACCUGUCUCUGAUCUCUUAGUUGUCUAUUAGUUCACUAGGUCUUACUAAGUCUCUUUGGAGAGUAAGGUUGGGACCGGUGUGCAGGGAGGAAAAAAUGAGUUCCAUUUCUGAGUCCCCCUUUGGAUUCUUUUAGUGUGCCCUCUUCCCCACCCCACCCCUGCCAGAUAUCCAGGACCUGCUUGCUCCCCAGGGACCCCUUCCUUUUGGAGUAAAUGAACUGGCCUUCUUACUAGCUUCCCAGUCUCAUGGCCACUGCCUAAACAGCUACACACCCUGUCCUUAUCUGCAACUCACUCUCUUUUAUUCCUAUGACCACAGCCUCCUUGCCCAUCAUCUCUCCUACCCACAAGUGCCACCUAGGAAAGCUGCUCUCUCCAUCACAACUGACCUGGCCUCCUAUAUACUUAAAUGAGACUAAUUGCCCAGACUUUGUGGUCUCCUACUUUAUGGCUGCCUUCGCUCUCACCCUAACUUUAGUUAAACACCUUGAUUUUCCCCUUGAGCCCAUCUUCUCCACUCUCUAGACUGGAGGGGACUGCAGAUGAAGCCAGAAAACAAGGAUGGCUUGACCCACUGACAUUUCUUGUCUUGGGAUUUCAUCUAAGCCCCCAUCCCUCUAAGCCUGCUGAAUUCCUAGUGAACAUUCCAGAGUGACUGCCCUGAUUUCAUCCUACUUCACGAUCUCUUAAGAUUUACCUCACCUACCCUGGCUGGUGUGGCUCAGUGCAUUGAGCGCUGGCCUGCGAACUGAAAAGUCACUUGUUUGAUUCCCAGUCAGGGCACACGCCUGGGUUGUGAGCCAGGUCCCCAGUGCGGGGUGUACAAGAGGCAACCAAUCAAUGUAUCUCUUGCACACUGAUGUUUCUUGCUUUCUCCCUCCCUUCUGCUCUCUCUAAAAGUAAAUUACUAAAAUCUUAAAAAACAUACACAAGAUUUACCUCACCUCCUCCAAAACUAAGAUCAAAUACCUCAACUUCCUUCUGCUUCAUUUAUGCUAACUCUACUUCUAUAUCCAUCUUGUCUUUCUCCCUUCUUUCCCUGCAGCCCCAGAAGAAGAGGACUCCCUCUUGUUCACUCUUUUAUCUUUCUUCAUCCUUUUCAGUCUCUUACAUAACUGAUUUCACCUGUCUUCACACACACACACACACACACACACACACACACACACACACACAAAUGAAAAUAAAGCAUUCCCAAUGAUACUUUGACCCUGCUGACUCCUUUAGCUACCAUUCUCUUCAUCUUAUUCAUUUCACUGUCAUUACUAGAAAGAACCCCAAAACCCUUUUUUCCUCACCAGAAAAUCACCCCUUAGCUCUCCUAAUCUGGUUUCCUUCCUACACUUUUUUUUUCUAGCUAGAGGAACACAAAUUACCUCAUAAGCAAAACCUUCAGUGAUCUUUUCUCUGCUUUUAUCACCUUUGACUUCCCGAGGAUGUUCUUGCUGCAUGUCCUCUUUAAAUUUUUUUUUUAUAAAAGCAACACUAAAAAAGUUCCACUAUGACAAAUUCAAGGAAAUUUUGGGAGAAAAUAAUCACCUACACUUUCAAACCCUAGACAAUUGUUUUCAUUUUCUCAUGUUCCACACUUUUUCUGUUUGCGUAAUACGUACAUAUAUAUUUUAUAUGUGUAGAUAUCAUGCACAUAUGUUUUUAAAUUCUGCAAACACAUGUUAUCAUAAAUACUCUCUUUGUGCUACAGUCUUUCAUAUUUAUCAUUUCAGUGGCUGCAUAAAAUUACAUCCACAAGCAGAUUAUAUUUUUUCGACUAUUCCCUUAUUAUUGGACAUUUAGGUGACUCCCAAUUUUUCUGUGCUUUGAAUAUCUUAAUGCAUGUGGCUUUUUUCCUCUUUGUAAUCCUGUUCCUAGGAAAGGUUCCCAUAUGGAGUGGGAUUACCAUAUCAAAGAGCAUGAAUAUUUUUAUGGAUCUUGAUCCUCAAGAGGACUGCACCAAUUUGUAAUGCCAUAAUGACACAUGAGUGUUCCAGUUCCCUUGCUGCUCUAGCAUUGGGCUUGAUACAUCUUUUUGGAUGGUUUGAACAUUAAUUUGUUAAUUUAAUGUCUUUGGCUACUCACGAGAUUGAACACUUUCCCAUAGAUUUACCAUUUGCACUUCCUCUUGUGUUAAUGGUCUGUUCGUAUCCUUCUUCGACUGGCAUCUUCAUGGUAUUCUUAUAUAUUAAAUAUGUCCUUUAAUAUAUUUAUUAACCAAAUAUAAAUGUUUCUUCCAUUUAUUGUAGUACCUUUUAUUUUAGUUUCUCAUUUUAUCCCCCUGAUUUAAAAUUUCUCUCCUCUGACUUUUAUCUCUCUCAUUACUUCCUCUCUCUUGGCUGGCUUCUCUCUAUCAUUUACUCCCUAAAGUAAACAGAAUUCCAAGUUCUAUCAUAGAGCAUUUGGGAGUUAUUUAAUCCCCUCCCCCAUCUGGCCCUUGAUUUUCUCUUGGAGAGAACAUAUAUACGCGUGAGUACAAUUCAAUUGACUCAUAGUCUUUGAGAGUACCUCAGAAAUCUUCUAGGGCCUGGGCAGCCCCUCACUUUACAGAGGACAAAACGAGCCCAGAGAUAUGACUUGCCUGUGACUUAGCAAAUUAGUGGCAGAGAAGGAACUAAGACUCAAGUCCCCUGAAUCCCAGAGAUCCUUCCAUUACACCAUGUUCUAGGCCGAACUUCCUCCCAAAUCCACUUCUAAUCCAUCAAUUGCCCACUGGACAGUUUCGCUUGGAUCUUUCACUAUUAUUUCCAACACAAGGUGUGAAAAACUAAACUCUCUGAACAAGUUUCCCUAUGUGUCUUACUUAUUUAUGUUCAUAGCAUUUUCUUUCCUCAAGUCACCUAAGCUUGCAAACUCUCAGGCAACAUGAACUCUUCUCCCUCCCUGUUCCAUGAGAUUCUGACAUUUCUUUCUUCAUCAUGUCAAUUACAAUUGGCCUUCUUUUAUGGUUCCACUGCUACCAUUCUAAUACUGUCUCUUGUCACUUUAGCCUUGACUGACUGUCCCAGUCUCCUAACUAGUCUUCCUGACCUCCAGUCUCUCCUCACAGGAAUGCUUUCUACACAACACAUAUUGCCAAAUUCAUUGGCCCAAACACUGCUUUCACGGUUUUGCUGUAUUACUCAAAACUCUUUGAUGUGUCCCCCAUGUGUACAGGACAAGUUGAAAUUCUUCAGUUAGAUAUUCAAGAGGGCGUUUUCAGUCUUAUUUUCCAUUCUUCCCUAAUACAAAUCUCUCUUCUUCAGCUUAUUUCAUCUCCUCACUCUUUCUCUGAAGAAGACUUGUGCUUUCUCACCUCUGUACCUUUAUUCUCCAUCCCCCACUAGAAUGCUUUCCCUUUCUUCUCCCACUUUUUCCUACCUCAUUUCCAAGGCCAGGCUUAAGUUCCACUUCCUCUUUGAGUCCAUCUCUGUAGUCUCUCACCCAGUGAACUUUCUGGUCACUCCUACAGUUAUUGCUAUCUACAUUGGUCAUUUGGAACCUUUAUUGUCUUUUGCUGUUACUUAUACUAAUAUCUUGAAUUGCUGUUUACUGUAUUUUACCAUGUAUAAUGCACACUUUUUUGCCCAAAUUUUUGAGAGAAAAAUAAGGGUGUGCA